AUGGCGGCUCUGUUCAGCAGCCUAUAUCGUGCAACGGCUCUAAGUUUCUUCGUGUAUAUAUUUCAUUAUACUAUCCUUGUGUUUAAUGGAGAUAAAAAAUUUACACUGGAUAACGUCAUAGCAUUACUGCGCUUUCUUACAUGUCUGACUAUGCUGCUGCAGAUUGUUUACUACGCGCUGGCAACUCCUUUGCAAUACUGUAAAGCUCUAAAAUGGCAUAGCGCUUUGUACUCUGUUACACUCACAGCCAAUUUAGUUGUAUGCGUUUUAUUCUGGAGUAUAUUCAUGAUAGACAAGGGUUUACUAGUGAAACCGUCAGAAAUGAAGAUGAAGACACUCCCGUCAUGGUAUAAUCAUUCAUGUCAUUCUGCGGGAAGCCUUGCUAUAAUUUUAGAUGCCUUACUAUGGAAACCGACAAGUGUUCCUGUACGAAGAGCAGUCUUAAUGGUCGUAGCAUACUUUGGUAGCUACUUGAUAUAUGUGGAAUUCCUAAUACGUAUGCAUAAUCUUUAUCCAUACCCUAUACUCGCAAACUUUUCCGAAGCUGGACGAUUUGGAUUUUAUGGAGCAGUAAUGAUUGGAAUAGCAUUAUGCUUUGGAGUCAGUCUGUUGGUGGUUCGUUUCAUGAAUAAAACUCAUAAAAAGGGGGCAGCUAAGUCGCAACCACGUGGAGAGAAGAAAGAAACGGUUUCUUUUCAUAGUAAACAGAGGAAACCUAAAAAGGCUGACUGA
Messenger RNA from Trichobilharzia szidati, 732 nucleotides. Lineage: Eukaryota; Metazoa; Platyhelminthes; Trematoda; Strigeidida; Schistosomatidae. The record is from the annotation of a GenBank genome assembly.